Cydia pomonella (codling moth) is the source of this 3171-nucleotide messenger RNA. RefSeq lists its product as uncharacterized. The transcript has a single exon. NCBI's taxonomy places the organism in Eukaryota, Metazoa, Arthropoda, Insecta, Lepidoptera, Tortricidae. The record is from RefSeq and is a predicted model, not a curated record. The coding region runs from base 1632 to 2459 and encodes 275 amino acids.
UCUUCCAGGCAACCUUUGGGUUGCGGAAAUUAAAAAAAUUACAUUGUCAGUAAGUAGGUGUACAUACACAUACAAUAUACAAACAUACAAAAUAGACUGCCAAAAUCUCUUCCUUUUGAUUUACCGUCGCGCUGGUAGUGGUACUGGAUAAAAAUAAUGGUGCGAAAGUGUGAUCAAGAAAACAAUAAAUGUGAUAAUUAAGUAGGUCAGUAGGUAAAUAAAAGAAAAUUUAAAGUUUGACAAUCACUGCUGUUUUUGAAAUAGGUAAAGAUCGGAUUGUUUCUUCCGAUCUUUACCUGGAAGGGUCGAGAUCGGAUAGCGGUCUACAGCAGUGCUAGGUCUAUUAACACAAUUACAAAAACAAACACAGUUUCAUCACAAUACGCAAAAUAAAUUACAGGUCGAAGAUCGGAUAGAAGAAAGAAUUCGCGAAAUUUACCUUGCUCUCUGUGAUUGCGCAUAGCACAAGCCCGACUCCCUGAGCGACGCGGGGACACUGGCAGUCGAGGCGCAAUGAAAUGGCGUCUUACACAAUGUUGCCAACAUUAAAAAAUAAAGCCAAAUUAGGGAGAAAUGAAUGUCCUACGUUCUUCACCCGCAUCCGGUAUUUACCCAACAUACCUUAAUCGUUGAACCGCCGCAUUUCAAAAUGGGCCUUAUUUUGAUAUCGGCUAGCCGUAAUGUAAUACGGCGGAUUAUACAAUAAGACUGCGAUACUUAUAUGUCUAUAAAUUAUAAAUCCCCUUGUCAAUGUAAUUUCAUUUAAUUUGCUAUCUAGUGGCAAACAUCAAUGUAGUUAUCUUUUACUUGUGAUGCACAAGUGUGAGCAAUGUAAAAUACUAUAUUUCUAAAAAAAUGACUUGUUUAUUGUGAUUAUACGUAGUAAAAGAAAAUGUGAUUAUUAAAUUAUAAUACGAAAGGUGGUCAAAUCGCAAAAUGCUGUCGUUUUAUUUAAAAUAAUGAAAUAAUUAGACCAGUUCCGAAAGUACCGGGAAAUCCCGGUUCUUUAAAACAGUACCGGUUCUGCAAUCCCUAAUAAGGAUGUUAUGCCCAUCACUAUUCCUUCUGUGUACGUAUAUUUAGAAACUGUCUCCGCCUCCAAUUCGUGCGAUAAGGACAACUGCAGCUCGGACCGAAAUUCACACGCAAAAAACUCAAAAAUCGAGGUUUCGCUCUCGACUGUUUCCUCCUCCAAAACGCAACCAAUCAUUAUGAAAUUUUGGAAAUUGCAAGAGGAAGAAAUAAUCUAUGCCGCUAUGUUUUGAUUUUUUGGAUAUUUGUUGUCAUAUUUGUAUACUGCGCCUUUUUUUACAGCCAAUUCAAUUGAGCCGUUUUUGCGAUUUUCGAGGCGCUGUAAUUUUCUUCAAAAUAAAAUAAUCCAAAAAAGCAAAACAUAGCGGCACAGAUAUUGAUGAUAUUGAUCUUAUUUGAAAAAAUCAUUGCUCUAGGUUUAAAAUCCAGGGAGGAAACAGUCGAGAGCGUUUGUAUGGAAAAAUCACAACUAGGAAUUCCUCGAUCUGGUUGAGUUAAAUUCGUAAUCGUCUUGAGUGCGCGUGUGUUUGCGUGCGCUAUCGGGCAGACAACUCCCCGGCUCCAGGGUCAUCGGAAGCAAAUUUCAGAGGUGUGGCAGAAUGUCUCCGACACCACCAACCCCACAAACAACAACUAUUGAAUUAUCCGCUAUAUCAUUAGCUGCAAAGAUACCUGAUUUUUGGCAGGACCAGCCGCGACUAUGGUUUUUGCAGGUGGAAGCUAUUUUAGCACAACAAAAGGCAGGUGAUCAAUCAAACUACAAUAUGGUCAUCGCAAAAUUAGGAAAGCAAGCAAUUCAGCAAGUUGCGGAUAUCCUUGAGAAGCCGCCUAGUGAGAACAAAUUCGAUACUCUGAAGGCCAGAUUGCUUAGUGUUUACGAGGAGACAGAAGCGAAGAGGUUACAGCAAUUGAUGUCAGACAUGGAAUUGGGUGAGCAACGACCAUCUCAGCUAAUGAGGAGAAUGCGUGACCUUGCGCGUGAUAAAAUUCCGGACGACACUUUAAUCUAUUUUUGGCAAGGUCAUCUACCACCAUCGGUAAGGGCAGUCGUAGCGUCAGCAGAUUCAAAAAACUUAGAAACCCUUGCAAGUAUUGCCGACAAGGUCAUGGAGACGUUUAAACCGAAUGAAGUCGCCUCAAUUCAGACAACAUCGCGCCAAAGUUCACCGAAUGAUUUUAUAACGGCGGAAUUAGCGAAGAUUAACAGUCGCAUCAGUGAAUUAGCCAGCUCUAGUGGACGAGGUAGGAGCCGAAGGAGGAACCGCAGCCAGGGACGUGCACGUAGUCGCUCACGCAACAACAGCCGCUCUGGGAGGACCCCUAACAGCCCUGAUUGGUUGUGUUUCUACCAUUACCGAUACAAGACCAAGGCCAAUAAGUGCGUGCAGCCAUGCAGCUGGAAAGGACAGUCGCCGACGGGAAACUAGACACCGUGCAGACGUUUUCGGCGGAACCCUGCACCUUGGUAAAUAAUUAUCGCCUUAGUGUAAUAGAUAGAAACUCUGGUUUUAAAUUUUUGGUCGAUACAGGCGCAAAUGUGAGUGUGAUUCCAAAAAACUUUAAAUUUGCGAAAGACUCUUUACAAUCCGUUAAAAAUUGCAAGUUAUACGCCGCGAAUAACACUGAGAUUAAGUCAUAUGGAUACGUCACAUUAACGUUAAAUUUGAAUUUGAGACGUACUUUUAAGUGGAAUUUUAUUGCAUGUGAUGUUAAACAACCUAUUAUUGGAGCAGAUUUUUUGCAUAAUUAUAGACUCAUUGUGGAUUUGUAUGGCAAAAAGUUAGUUGAUAAUUUGACAAGUAUUUAUGUAAUUGGUACGAUCAUAAAUCUUACUGACUCAUCAAUUAAUUUAAUUAGUACGGAUAACAAGGCAUAUCAUUUGUUGCACAAGUACCCAGAACUUUUAAAGCCGUUUUCGUUUAUCGAGGCACCUAAACACAAUACUUAUCAUCAUAUAGAGACGACAGGGCCUCCGAUACAUCAAAGAACUAGACCGCUGCCUCCUGAUAGGUACGAAAAAGCAAAAAAGGAAUUUCAAACAAUGGUGGAGAUGGGCAUUUGCAGGCCAUCUAAGAGUCCGUGGUCUAGUCCUUUGCAUAUUGUUCCUAAAAAAGAUGGAGAGAUUCGUCCGUGUGGCGA